Molecule: messenger RNA, 252 nt
Organism: Rhinocladiella mackenziei CBS 650.93
Lineage: Eukaryota; Fungi; Ascomycota; Eurotiomycetes; Chaetothyriales; Herpotrichiellaceae
Exons: 1
Coding region: 1-252 (83 amino acids)
Source: RefSeq, a predicted model, not a curated record
AUGGACAACCAGAAUCAGACGACACCUUGUCCCACCAGCGACAAGGUGGAUUGGGAUGAUGACUAUUAUGAUUAUUAUUAUGAUGAUACGAAGGAUUUAAUUCGCGCAUCGAAAUUCAAGCGGGACAAUGAUGAUAACGAGGAACCGGAGAGUUCUCAUUAUGGUUUCAUGACUUAUAUCGAGGCACAUUCGAAUGAUGAUGAAGAAAAUGGCGAUGGGACGAGAAUCCACUUGCUGCGGCGCGAGAGAUAG